UAUUGUCCUGACUUUAAAUUUUGUUAUUUGACGAAUUUUAAGGGAAUCUUACAAAAUUUAGACUACCUACAUGUGCUUUUGAUAUCUUUUAUAAAUAAAACAUUGAUGGCUUGGAUUGAAAUUUCUUUUCACUUUCUCGACUUCCUCCAUCUAUUUUUCAGGUUGGGCAAGAAGUGUGAUUAUAAUUUUUGGGUACUUCACCGUGUCUUCUUGGCUGAGAGGAAUAAAUGGCAGCAACACUCGUAUCCUCCUCAGCUGCUGGUUGAUAUUUACUCUUUUGCUGACGACUCUACUGUCUAGUGGCGUAUUUAUGAGGCUCGCCCUCCCACACUACUCUCAAGAAGUGAACACGGUGAGACAACUUGUGGAGGGCCACUACUACUGGACAGCGCAGUACUAUGCUCGCUUCAACAACGCAGAACUGAGAAGAUCCAUUUUUGACUGGGAGAACCCCUGGCACCGUCAGUUUGAAAAGAAAUAUGUGUAUCUGGAAGCUGAGGAGGUGCGUUUGAGAGCAGAAUCGGACAAGAAAAUUACAUUUCCUGUGCAGGCCUUUGGGCGAAGUAUCAUUAUUAUCAACACAGAUGGUCUGGUUCGACAGAAAACCUUAAAGAACUUCAGACUGGCCGAAGAAGUGAUACGUGAAAGCCAUGUGUCGUUUGGUGUCAAGAAACGCUCUGUCUUGCUGAAGCCUCUAAAGAUAAUCUCUAGAAAAUUUCUAGAGGUAAUACUUCAUAACUAUUUUCAAUAUAUAAUUUAUACUAUUUAUAUUAAAGUAUGUACAUUUAUACUUUAUUUUAUAUAUAGUCUGAGAGGGUCAAAACAGCAUCUAACCAGCCCUUGUAACCUACUUCCGAUCUAAUAUAUUUCAAGUGCCACAACUAGUUUGAUUUUUCGUCCUGACGAAGAAAUUACAUCAUUAAAUUACUCAUGUUAUGUGUAAGUAACAAAAACCAAGGCAACAAUAUAUAAUAUUAGAUUUUGAAUUUUAUCACUGUUUUUAAAGAGUUAUAUCUUGUCUAGGUCUAAAAGUAGACUGAUUGUAUGCAAAUCUAAUUUUCA
Molecule: messenger RNA, 1062 nt
Organism: Homalodisca vitripennis (glassy-winged sharpshooter)
Lineage: Eukaryota; Metazoa; Arthropoda; Insecta; Hemiptera; Cicadellidae
Exons: 3
Coding region: 311-862 (183 amino acids)
Source: RefSeq, a predicted model, not a curated record